ACACGUCAGCAGUCAAUAACUUGUAUCGCCGUUCUGUCAUUCUCUUCCUGGUAUUAACGUGUUGACAGUUCACUCUUCGCUCGGGUGCUUUUAAUAAGCGACGGUUUAGGAAAAUGACUCAGUUUUACAGUGGAAAGACGGUCGUGUUGGAGGAAAAUCAGCCAUGAAAACUCGGCUGCCACUCUGAUUAGAGAGAAAAACGUCACACGACGUUUUGGUGCUUUCUUUGAAGAAGAGCCGCACGAGGAAACGGAGGUCGCGGGCGGCUUUUAACGAUGCAGACGCGCGCGAGGAGGUGAAUAAAAGCCAUAUCUGCAGAAGUUUAAAGUUUGCUUUCAGGAAGGAAAAGAUGAGGCUUCGGCUGCUGAAACGAAAUGUGCUCCUGCUGCUGGGAGUUAUUUUUGUACUUGUGACUCUCUUGUUUACAACACGUGUGUUGGUAGUUUCAGAAAACGACACAAGAGCAGAUAUCUCCAGGGAUGUCGUCAGUAAUGGAAAUCAGGGAACAAAUUCUUGCGAGAUAUUUCAUUUUGCGUCUCUGUCUGAAUUAACUCAGUCCGUUUACACUGCCAAUUACAAGCAGUGUGUCCACAAUGCAGAUAGGUUUCCAGGGGAGCCCCGGCUGGUGCUGGUUGUGCAGGUUCACAACAGGCCAGAAUACCUCCGCCUCCUCAUCAGGUCACUGGAGAAAGCUGCUGAGGUGCACAGUUUUCUUCUUAUCUUCAGCCACGACUAUAUUUCACAGGAAAUCAACACAAUUGUUCAAGGGAUAACUUUCUGCAAGGUACUGCAGAUUUAUUUCCCCUUCAGCACUCAGCUGUAUCCCAAAGAAUUUCCUGGGCAGGACCCACGGGACUGCCCACGGGACAUAUCCAAGGAUGAGGCUCGCAAAACAGGAUGCCUCAACGCGGACCACCCUGACUCGUACGGACACUACAGGGAGGCCUUCAUCACUCAAACCAAACACCACUGGUGGUGGAAGCUGCACUUUGUUUGGGAGCGAGUGCAGGUGUUGCAGGGCUACAGUGGCUUUGCUGUCUUCCUCGAGGAGGACAACUACAUCUUACCAGACUUUUUCCACUUUUAUAAAUUAAUGAUUGAGUUUAGGAAGACAAGCUGUCAAGACUGCGACAUGCUGGCUUUGGGAAACCACGACAGCGUGAGAGAUUUUACCGGCCUGUCCAAUAAGGUAUUGACCUCGGGAUGGAUGUCCACUAAACACAACAUGGGCAUGGCGAUCUCUAAGGAGGUUUACUACAAGCUGAUGGGCUGCAGCAAUAACUUCUGCACCUAUGACGAUUACAACUGGGACUGGACUCUGCAGCACCUCUCUGGAACCUGCAUAUCAAAGCCUCUUAAAGUGCUGGUAGCGCAGGCCUCCAGGGUUCUGCACACGGGAGACUGCGGUCUGCACCAGAAGGAGAACUGCAGACCAGAAUUGGUCUCACAAAAUGUCAAGGAGAGCCUUCAAAAGGCCAAGGACGGCCUCUUUCCUCCACGCCUUGAUCUCAGUAGGGUAGGGCCAGUAGAGCACAAGGCACAUAUGAAGAACGGAGGAUGGGGAGAUGUUCGAGACCAUGUUCUAUGCAAUAACUAUUCCAAACGCCUAUGAGCUCCACCUUUUCACUGAUAGUCUACAAAUGUGCCAUCUUAAAGAACCUUCUGGGCUGUAAUACAUUUUAGGUUCUUUUUCUUUUGGCCAACAAGGUCAUAACCUAAUAAUUAUGGGACAAAGUGCAAAUUUGCAUGCUGAUUAUAUGUGAACUUCAAUUUUUCAUUCACCAAAGCAGCACAAGUGCCAAAGUCUUUACAUUGUGACUGCAAGCUCAGCCUCUGCUUCUGUCGGCAUGUCUGUCUUAUUGAAGUGAUUCAAUAAGAGAGUAAACAGUAGCAAGAGGGUACAAUUUCUAUAGAGUUAUCUUUCUCUAAUCUGAGAAACCUUCAUAUUCUGUUAUUUCUAGGUUCCUAGGGAUGUAUUUCAGGAGCAUUUAUACUUGUUUUGGGGAAGUUGCUUGAAGAUUCUUUUGAAAGAUGUUUCCAUGUGUUAAUGGUGGUACGAUUUAGGUGUGAUUUAAAUUAAAAUAAAAGGCCAUUGUAGAGACUGGUAGAUUAAAAAAAAUUACACACCUUCAUCAGAUGGGAUAUAUUUUUGGAUUUGUACAUCCGUUGUUAUAGUAAUGGAAUCUGUUUUAGGUAAUGUGAACGAUUUUCUGUCCUGUGGCCCAUUAGGGUAUUUUUUGUCCCUUGCCUCGCUCACUAACUGAUCUCGGGUUAGAAAAACAGUAACUUUUGUAAAACUCUUAUUUACUUUAUGAUAGGUCAAAAAUGGACCUUUUGGAACCAGGACUGUGGUUCUGCAAAUAUCAGGAUCCCCUGUGAUGCUGCUUUUCUAUAUUUGCACCUUCCAUGUUCACAAAUUGAUUUUUUUUUAAUGCAACAUGUAUUUCAGAAUCGAAUGAACUAUGAGGAUUUUAUUGAAGAAAAAGAAUAUGUAAUCAGUUCCUUUUGUUUCAUUAUUUGCAAGAUAAUUUUAUGCCUUCAGUAUGACCAAAAGUGCCUUAUUCUGAAACUCUUUAAAAUGCACUGAUUAUAAAUAAGUACUUGCACAAUAAUUCCAGUUUUGGAACAUAUUUUUUCCCUUGGGAUAUUUUAUGGUUCUGGUGGCUUUAUUAAUUCAAAUGUGAAUGUUGAUUAUGGCUAAUAUUAUUGAGUUGGAGCUUCUUUCCUAAUGCCUGCUUAUACCUGAUUUUGGUGCCCCUCAGGUGACUUGCAGAGAUUCCUAAACAAUUGUUCCAAAUGGGAUUGUGAAAUAAAUUCCAGCUCAUGUUUUUGCUGACAAGCACAACUCUUAACAUCUUUGGGGGGAACAGGAAUGACAGUGAACAAAUCAUUUGUGUAAAGUCUGCUCUGGUGAACAUGUCGGUGUUUGAACUUAUUGAUGAUUCCUUUAUUUUUCAGGUUGAAGUCAACCCUAUCUUUGGUUAGUUUUUGUUGUCUUAAUUUGUUCUGAUCAUCACUUGAAGUAGUUGUUCAUUAUUUGCUGUUUUCAAAAUACUUGUAGGGAACAUACUUGUGAAAAGGUUGAACCAUCAUUGUUUGAUCAAUAAUUAUAAUAAAAUGUUUGUAAAACUGA
Girardinichthys multiradiatus is the source of this 3133-nucleotide messenger RNA. RefSeq names its product alpha-1,6-mannosyl-glycoprotein 2-beta-N-acetylglucosaminyltransferase. Gene Ontology annotation, cellular component: Golgi stack; Golgi membrane. The transcript is spliced from 2 exons. NCBI's taxonomy places the organism in Eukaryota, Metazoa, Chordata, Actinopteri, Cyprinodontiformes, Goodeidae. The record is from RefSeq and is a predicted model, not a curated record. The coding region runs from base 350 to 1612 and encodes 420 amino acids. Gene Ontology annotation, molecular function: alpha-1,6-mannosylglycoprotein 2-beta-N-acetylglucosaminyltransferase activity. Gene Ontology annotation, biological process: oligosaccharide biosynthetic process; protein N-linked glycosylation.